AUGUCAAUGGAAUCACCGGAUCCUAAAACCGAAAUUAAAUUCGGCAAAUAUAAAGGACAAACUUUUGUAUACGUAUAUGAAAAUGAUCCGAAAUACGUAGAAUGGGUAAAAACAUUGACCGAAUUGAAGGGAAACAUGUUAGAAUUCGUAAAUUUCAUAAAAGAACGUGAAAUGUGUAAGAAUUCUAUACCAAGUGUAAAAUAUUCACAACAUACACCAACGAGAAUACCAAAAAAAACAAAUGAUAGUACAUACGGAGCGUCAGAUUUGUACACACCAAGACCACUGACGUUGGAAUCCAGCCUAUAUUCCAGAGGAGAAACACAUUCAUCGUUAAAAACAGAGUUUAGCACUAAAAGAAAGAGAGUGUACGAUUUUCCAACGCCAAACGACAUGAGUUUCAGCAAAGAUAGCGACUAUAAAUUGGAAAAGGAGUUUUUGUCGCCGUCACUGCAGCACAUGUUGGAUGUGUUGGUAAACGACCCAGAAGAUACAGAAAAGGAAAAGGUUAUAGAGCUGGAAGGAAUACUGGCACUGGUGCUCUUCUCAGAAAAUGAGUUCUUCCUGUCCUACACGAAGUUGAAGAACAACACAGGAUGGUGGAGCACAUACGUGCCACCAGAAGUGCUGAGCUCACUGGCAAAAAUGGGACUAGAACACCAGACACGAAUGCUUGGGAAGGAAAAGUGCGUGUCAUAUAAAGCGUCGGAAUACAACAACGUAUUGAAGGCACUGAAGGGGCUGGUGAAAGAUAAGGGAGACAUAGAGCCGAUACCGAACUUUGUACUAAGGUCAUUCCCAGAGUUUUCAGGCUACGCAAAGGAAGUCGAGGCGGAGGAGAAGACAAAGCUGAUAUUGAAAAGAGAGCAGGACGAGUACACGAAGGAGAACAUGAGUAAAAAGGAGUCUCUGAUAGGAAAAGUGCUAUGGGAAAAACUGUUCUCGUUCCAGAAGGAAGGAGUUAAUUUCGGACUUAAGAAGAACGGAAGAGUGUUAAUAGGAGACGAAAUGGGACUGGGAAAGUCGUUGCAAGCACUGGCAAUAUCGGCAUUCUACCAAAAGGACUGGCCGUUGCUUAUCAUAUGCCCCUCGUCACUGAAGUACCAGUGGAUGGAGCAGUGCGUGACAUGGCUCCCGCACCUGGUGACCGAGGAGGAGAUACUGUUGAUAAAGACAUCUAAGCAGUUCUCGAAGGAAAAUAUGAAGGUUAACGUGGUAAGGAAGAGAAGAAAGAAUACGAAGCAAGAGCACGACGAGAGCACGGCAUCAGAAGAAAAGUAUAGAAGCGAGUACGAGGGAGUGUCCAGAGGAAGUGAGAGCGAAGGAAAACCAGUGAAAAUAGUUAUAAUAUCCUACGACCUUCUGGCGAGAGCAGAGGAGUCGGAGCACUUUGAGACAAUAAUAUGCGACGAGUCGCACUACCUGAAAAACUCAAGUUCAAAGAGGACGAAGAAGGUGUGCCCAAUACUGAGGAGCGCAAAAAGAGUCAUUCUGCUAAGCGGAACGCCGGAACUGAACCUGCCGACGGAGUUGUACGAACAGGUGUCCUCAAUACUGCCAGGCUUCUCUAGAGCAUCAGUGUUCAACGAAAGGUACUGCAAGAAGAAGUACAACUACUUCAUUAAGAAGAUGGAGUACGCAGACUCGAAGCACACGCAGGAGCUGCACCAGUUCCUGACGAGCACAGUGAUGAUAAGAAGGCUUAAAAACGACGUGCUGACGCAGCUGCCGCCAAAGAUAAGGUCGAAAAUCCCAAUAGAAAUACACGAAAGAGCAAUAAGGACGACGAAAAUGCUGUUGGAUAGUAACCCGAGGAGCGACCCGGUAUCCAGUGAAGGAGGGGCGGGAACAGUGCACUCGCUGUGGGAGGAGAUGAGCAAGUACAUCAGGAAGGAGGACGACGAGGGAGAAGGCUCGCAGAAGUACAUGAUCACGAAGCUAUUCAUGCUGACGGGGCACGCGAAAACCUCUGGAGUGUGCAGGUACGUGGAGGAAAUACUGGAAAACAACGAAAAGUUCAUCAUCUUUGCACACCACGUAUUCAUGCUCGACGCGAUCGAGGAGACGCUGAGGAAGAAGAAGGUGGGCUACAUAAGAAUAGACGGAACCACGAAGAUGGAGGAACGCUCAAAAAUGGUGCAGCUCUUCCAGAACUCAGGCGCAGAGACGGACAGAGGACAGGGAGAAGAAGCACACGCCCGGGAAGGAGCGAAGAGCGGAGAAGCGGCGAGCGCGCCGAACCAGCAGGGGAGGUAUCGUCAGCAGCAGGAGGACGGCCAGAGCAGCCACAGGCAGAGUAAGACAGUCAGAGUGGCCCUCCUGAGUCUGACGACCUGCGGAGUAGGGCUUAACCUGACGUCCUCGUCGACGGUGAUCUUCGCGGAGCUCUACUGGGUGCCGGGAGUGCUGCAGCAGGCGGAGGACCGAGUGCACAGAAUAGGCACCAAGUUCUCAACGAUCAACAUAAACUACCUGAUCGCGCAGAACUCGAUCGACGAGCUGAUGUGGAAGGUGAUAAACAAGAAGUACAAGGCGCUGACGUCGACGCUGGACGGCACCACAGGGAACCUAACAAUAUCAAGCUCAAGUAAGAAGAAGUGA
Theileria orientalis strain Shintoku is the source of this 2601-nucleotide messenger RNA. RefSeq lists its product as uncharacterized. Gene Ontology annotation, cellular component: nuclear replication fork. The record is from RefSeq and is a predicted model, not a curated record. Gene Ontology annotation, molecular function: ATP-dependent chromatin remodeler activity; ATP binding. Gene Ontology annotation, biological process: replication fork processing; DNA repair. The coding region runs from base 1 to 2601 and encodes 866 amino acids. The transcript is spliced from 2 exons. NCBI's taxonomy places the organism in Eukaryota, Apicomplexa, Aconoidasida, Piroplasmida, Theileriidae.